AUAUCCUGCAGGCUCAAGGUCCUUGAGCCUAUCCUUAGGCUUGCGAUCGUGGCGGAAGCGGCUAGAGGGCGGAUCCCAGAAGGGCGGGGAGACGUUACGUUGACGCGGCGUGGCCCUGCCCGAGAGGCUUUGGCGGGAUUUCCGAAAGCCGCCGGACGGGGUGCGCGCUGCGGCCGGAGCUCGCGUCCUGAGGAGAACGGAGGAGCUGCCCGAGGCGCGUAUUUAGGAGCCGAAACUCGCCUGGUUGUGUGCAGAAGGCCAGGACAAAGGAGUAGAGAAGUGGGGCGCAAGCCGGGGCGCGGGGGUCUGCGCGGAGUUGGGCGCGUGCCAGGCCGGCGGACUGAACUCGGAGCGCUAGGCCCCCACGAGUGAGCCGUGCUGCCCGCCGAGUAAUGGCUAUGCAGCUUGAAGCAAAUGCAGAUACUUCACUGGAAGAAGAAAGCUUUGGCCCACAGCCUAUUUCACGGUUAGAGCAAUGUGGCAUAAAUGCCAAUGAUGUGAAGAAAUUGGAAGAAGCUGGAUUCCAUACUGUGGAGGCUGUUGCCUACGCACCAAAGAAGGAGCUAAUAAAUAUUAAGGGAAUUAGUGAAGCCAAAGCUGAUAAAAUUCUGGCUGAGGCAGCUAAAUUAGUUCCGAUGGGUUUCACCACUGCAACUGAAUUCCACCAAAGGCGAUCAGAGAUCAUACAGAUUACUACUGGCUCCAAAGAGCUUGACAAACUACUUCAAGGUGGAAUUGAGACUGGAUCUAUCACAGAGAUGUUUGGAGAAUUUCGAACUGGGAAGACCCAGAUCUGUCAUACACUGGCUGUAACAUGCCAGCUUCCGAUUGACCGGGGUGGAGGUGAAGGAAAGGCCAUGUACAUUGACACCGAGGGUACCUUUAGGCCAGAACGGCUGCUAGCAGUGGCUGAGAGAUACGGCCUCUCUGGCAGUGAUGUCCUGGAUAAUGUAGCAUAUGCUCGAGGGUUCAACACAGACCACCAGACCCAGCUCCUUUAUCAGGCGUCAGCCAUGAUGGUAGAAUCUAGGUAUGCACUGCUUAUUGUAGACAGUGCCACCGCCCUCUAUAGAACAGACUAUUCCGGCCGAGGUGAGCUCUCAGCCAGGCAGAUGCACUUGGCCAGGUUUCUGCGGAUGCUUCUGCGACUUGCUGAUGAGUUUGGUGUAGCAGUGGUAAUCACCAACCAGGUGGUAGCCCAAGUGGAUGGAGCAGCCAUGUUUGCUGCAGAUCCAAAAAAACCUAUUGGAGGUAACAUCAUUGCCCACGCGUCAACAACCAGACUGUACCUGAGAAAAGGAAGAGGGGAAACUAGAAUCUGCAAAAUCUACGACUCUCCUUGUCUUCCUGAAGCUGAAGCUAUGUUUGCCAUAAAUGCAGAUGGAGUGGGAGAUGCCAAAGACUGAAUCACUGUUUUUUCCCCGGUGAUAAACCUUAUGUGCUGCAGCCUAAUGGAGAGGACUACCUGCUGGAGUUCUAUAUAGGCCUCUUCCUGUUGUGACUGCCAGGAAAAGGCUUCCAGGAAAAACAGCUAUUGUAUCAGCUUUUCUGAUAGUAUAAACAGUAGUCACAGACUGACCUGAAAUGUUUAUUCCUUCUGGAGUGCAUUAAUCUCUAUCUGAUUUCUCUAUAGUUUUGGAGGAGAGGUAUGAAAUGCCUUUGAUAUGGUGCCUUGGGAUUGACUCAGGUCUAACAGCUGUCUAUUGGACAAUCUUAUGUCUCCAAGAGAGCUGAAGCUGGGGAGACCUGACCCUUCUCUCACUUCUGAAUAAUGGUAAAAUAAAAUGCCUGAGCUAUGUAUGUAGCAAAAGGAAUGGGUCUCUGCAUAGGUUCUUCUUCUCUGUCAGUACAACUCUCCCAUCAAUCAGAAGUAGGUUUUUAAGUUUUAUGCUUGAACACUCUCAUGUAAGAAUUUGUUUUUUGUUAGAGUCUUGCUCAAGGCCUGCUAAGCCAUCAGCCCUUCACCAUUUACUUGCUUGGUCUUUUACUGCUAACACUAACUCAAGAUAAUUCUGGAAUCUGAAGUACUUCAGAGGCUGAGUAAGUAGAUUGAUUGUUAGGCUGCUAAUAAAGUAGUUAUUUGUGAUGAA
Lemur catta (Ring-tailed lemur) is the source of this 2090-nucleotide messenger RNA. RefSeq names its product RAD51 recombinase (gene RAD51). Gene Ontology annotation, biological process: chromosome organization involved in meiotic cell cycle; mitotic recombination; mitotic recombination-dependent replication fork processing. The transcript is spliced from 10 exons. Gene Ontology annotation, molecular function: ATP hydrolysis activity; double-stranded DNA binding; ATP binding. NCBI's taxonomy places the organism in Eukaryota, Metazoa, Chordata, Mammalia, Primates, Lemuridae. The coding region runs from base 393 to 1406 and encodes 337 amino acids. The record is from RefSeq and is a predicted model, not a curated record. Gene Ontology annotation, cellular component: condensed nuclear chromosome.